Messenger RNA from Sphenostylis stenocarpa, 2337 nucleotides. NCBI's taxonomy places the organism in Eukaryota, Viridiplantae, Streptophyta, Magnoliopsida, Fabales, Fabaceae. The record is from the annotation of a GenBank genome assembly.
AUGGAGGCUACAAACUUUACUCACUUGCUCUUUAAAUAUCUCUUGUCCAUGAUCAUUCAAAGCCAAAUUCAAUGUAUAUAUAAUUGUGCAAGACCUAUUGUAUCAACAAGAAUUGUCUGCAGUCUCAGUACAGAGUUAUCAACUAGCAGCUACAUCAACUUGAUGUGCAAGCAACAGAAUUACAAAGAAGCACUUGAUGCAUUCAAUUUCCAUCUAAAGAAGUCGAGUAUCCAGCUAGAACCAAACACCUAUGUGAAUCUAAUCUUGGCCUGCACCAACUCUAGAUCUCUAAAUUAUGUCAAGAAAAUCCAUGAUCACAUUUCAAAAUCCAAGUGUAAGCCAGACCUUGUUCUCCAAAAUCAUAUUCUUAAUAUGUAUGGAAAAUGUGGUUCUUUGAAGGAUGCUAGAAAAGUUUUUGAUGCAAUGAAGCUGCGAAAUGUGGUCUCGUGGACUAUAAUGAUCUCUGGAUACAUGCAGAAUGGCCAAGAGAAUAAUGCCAUCAUCAUGUAUAUUCAAAUGCUACGAUCAGGUUAUUUUCCAGACCAGUUAACAUUUGGCAGCAUUAUUAAGGCUUGCUGCAUCGUGGGGGAUAUACACUUAGGCAGACAACUGCAUGGCCAUGUCAUUAAAUCAGGGUAUGAUCAUCACUUAAUUGCACAAAACGCUCUUAUCUCAAUGUAUACAAAGCUUGGACAAAUUGCUCAUGCCUCAGGUGUUUUUGCAAUGAUUCCCACAAAGGAUUUAAUUUCCUGGGCUUCCAUGAUUACAGGGUUUACUCAACUUGGUAAUGAGAUAGAAGCUUUAUAUCUUUUCAGAGAUAUGCUCAGGCAAGGUGUUUAUGAACCAAAUGAAUUUAUAUUUGGCAGUGUAUUCAGUGCAUGCAGAAGUCUUCUAGAACCAGAAUUUGGAAGGCAAAUUCAUGGUGUGUGCGCCAAAUUUGGUUUAGGGAGGAACAAUUUUGCUGGGUGCUCCCUCUGUGACAUGUAUGCAAAAUUUGGAUUCUUAUCUUCGGCAAAAAAGGCAUUUAAUCAAAUUGAAAGCCCGGAUUUAGUGUCAUGGAAUGCAAUUAUUGCAGCAUUUUCUGAUAGUGGUGAUGCUAAUGAAGUCGUAUCAUUUUUCUACCAGAUGAUGCAUGUAGGAUUGAUGCCAGAUGACAUUACUUUUCUCUCCUUACUCAGUGCUUGUGGGAGCUCUAUGACGCUUAACCAAGGCAUGCAAAUGCAUUCUUAUAUUAUGAAAAUAGGUUUAGAUAAGGAAACAACUGUAUGCAACUCCUUGCUGACAAUGUACACUAAAUGUUCAAAUCUACAUGAUGCAUUCAGUGUUUUCAAAGAUUUGAGUAAAAAAGCCAAUUUAGUUUCUUGGAAUGCAAUUCUAUCAGCAUGCUUGCAGCACAAACAUGCCGGAGAGGCUUUUAGAUUAUUUAAACUAAUGUUUUUUUCUAAAAAUAAGCCCGACAAUAUUACUAUUACUACCAUAUUAGGAACUUGUGCUGAAUUGGCUUCACUUGAAGUUGGGAAUCAAGUCCAUUGCUUCAGUGUUAAAAGUGGGCUAGUAGUUGAUGUUUUUGUCAGCAAUAGAUUGAUUGACAUGUAUGCAAAGUGUGGGUCACUUAAACAAGCUCGAGAUGUUUUUGAUUCAACCCAGAACCCAGAUAUUGUCUCAUGGAGUAGUUUAAUUGUUAGCUAUGCUCAGUUUGGACUUGGACACGAGGCUCUAAAUCUCUUCAGAAUGAUGAGAAAUCUUGAUGUCCAGCCUAAUGAGGUCACAUAUCUAGGGGUUCUCAGUGCAUGCAGUCACAUUGGAUUGGUGGAGGAAGGUUGGCACCUGUAUAAAACCAUGGAAGUGGAACUAGGUAUUGCACCAACAAGAGAGCAUGUUUCUUGCAUGGUUGAUUUGCUUGCUCGUGCUGGAUGCUUGUAUGAAGCAGAGAAUUUUAUCAAGAAAAUGGAAUUGGACCCUGACAUUACUACAUGGAAAACUCUACUUGCUUCUUGUAAAACUCAUGGUAAUGUUGACAUUGCAGAGAGGGCUGCAGAAAAUAUACUAAAACUUGAUCCUUGCAAUUCUGCUGCUCUAGUUCUACUUUCUAAUAUACAUGCUUCUGCUGGCAAUUGGAAAGAAGUUGCCAGACUACGAAAUUUGAUGAAAGAAAUGGGUGUACAGAAGGUUCCUGGUCAAAGUUGGAUAGAAGUUAAGGAUCAGAUCCACGUGUUCUUUUCAGAAGAUAGUUCUCAUUCACAGAGGGUCGAAAUCUACACAAUGCUUGAAGAUGUAUGGUUGCAGAUGCUCGAUCAUGGUUAUGAUCCUUGUCAGAGGUUAGGCAUUAGCAUUUAG